Molecule: messenger RNA, 1497 nt
Organism: Colletotrichum lupini
Lineage: Eukaryota; Fungi; Ascomycota; Sordariomycetes; Glomerellales; Glomerellaceae
Exons: 1
Coding region: 1-1497 (498 amino acids)
Source: RefSeq, a predicted model, not a curated record
AUGAGGGUCACCGCCAUCGCCGUUGCCGUCCUCUCCGGACUGGCCCAGUCCCAGAUGUUCACCUCGACCCGUCCGGCCGGCUGGCAGCCGUCGCAGCCCGACUUCCCCGCCGUGCCCCUGGACCCGCAGACCAUCUUCGAGACGACCGUGUCCCGGGUCUUUGUGCCCGGCCCCGGCCGACCAACCUGGACUUGGAGCACAAAGGUCGUCACCGUCACCCAGCCUUGCACGACCACCUCCACGACUACCCCUUGCACCACUUCCACCAGGAAGCCCACGCCUACCCCGUGCUCAACUUCCAAGAAGCCUACUACGACUCCUUGCUCAACUUCCAAGAAGCCUACUACGACUCCUUGCUCAACUUCCAAGAAGCCUACUACGACUCCUUGCUCAACCCCCAAGAAGCCCACCACGACUCCUUGCUCAACAUCUAAGAAGCCCACUACGACGCCUUGCUCUACGUCUAAGAAGCCCACCACGACGCCUUGCUCUACGUCUAAGAAGCCCACCACGACGCCUUGCUCUACGUCUAAGAAGUCUACCACCACUCCUUGCACGACCUCUAAGAAGCCAACGACCACGCCUUGCUCUACUUCCAAGAAGUCCACAACGACUCCUUGCACCACCUCCAAGAAGCCGUCACCCACACCUUGCACCACUUCAACCAAGAAGACCACUACCCCCUGCGUGUCUUCCACUUCUAAGAAGCCCACAACCACCCCCUGCAAGUCUUCCUCCGGCAAGUCUUCCUCCAGCUCGAAGAAGCCCUCAACCACCCACAAACCCAAGACCUCUUCCAAGGUAGUGGUAACCUCCAGCCGCCGUCAUAACGCCACAACCCCUUGCACUUCGGCCACCAAGAAGGUGACGACUUCCCAGAAGCCCAAGACCACCACGACCGCCAAGGCCACCACCUCUGCCGUCGUCGUUGUCCUGUCUUCGCAGAAAGCCGUUUCAUCUUCCUCCAAGCCCGUUGUCGUGGUCUCCUCCCAGCGCGCUGUGCCGCCUGCGUCUUCGGCCUCCGUCGUUGUCGUCGCGUCUUCGCAGAAGGCUGUUCCCGUCACCCCUCAGGCCUCGAGCACGCCUUGCCCUACGGUCACCAGAGUCCAUUACCAAAACUCUACCGUCACUGCGAACAAGCCUGCUACUGUUCCCUCGCAGCCUCCCGCUCAGCCUCCAGCGCAACCUCCUUCUCAACCUCCUUCUCAGCCUCCAGCGCAACCUCCUUCUCAACCCCCUUCGCAGCCUCCGGCUCAGCCCCCUGCGCAACCUCCCGCGCAACCUCCCGCGCAACCUCCCGCGCAACCUCCCGCGCAGCCUCCCACGCAGCCCGCUCAGCCGCCCGCGCAGCCUCCUGCCCAGACUCCGGCGCAGCCUCCCACCCAGCCAUCUACCACUGGAGGCAAGCCCUCCACGGUCGUCACCGCUGGCGGCAGCUACGUCAAGGCGCCUCUCACGCUUGCCGGUGCUCUCCUGGUCGCCGCCUUCUUCCUCUAA